UCAUGUGACUGGCACCGCUGCUCGGUCACAACAAAGAUGGCGGCUGCUGAGAAUCGGAGAUCCGGAGUUUCUUCUUUUCUCGUUUUUCUUUUUUCUUUUUUCAGUUUAUGUCACAGUUCGUUCAGUGAAGAAACUUUCAGAAGAAACUUGUCGGUAGAGUUGAACCCCGGUUCACCCUCGGCGCCCUCCGGUGGCGACCUGCUGCACGUGAGAGCCGUAGGAGUCAAUGACACGCUGCACUUCCUGUUCUGCAGCCAGGGGGCACCGACGCUGCUGCUGGUCCACACCAACUCUUCAUCUUCUACUGUGGAGGUGAACUGGACUCAGUUCGAGGCUCGUAACACCAGCGGCAGCCUGAAGGUGGAGCCAGAGAAUAGUGUGGUGUACAGCUCCGGCCUCGUCUUCAGCAGGCUGUUGGAGUACGACGACGUGAACGACACCGCCGACCCGACCGCUGACCCGUUCCCGCCGUACCAGCUGCAGGAUUUCACCUGGUCCCGCCUCAAGCUGUCGGGCCUCAGCGCUCUACUGUGCGGGGCCGCCGAAACCUUCACCAACGGAUCGCUUUGCCUAGAGCUCUCUGUGUUUGAGUCAGAAGGGCGGGAUCAUUCCUGGCCCCGCCUCCUCCACACGGCUAACUCCUCCCAGUUGAGGGUGUGGCUCGACGGCGUGUUGCCACGGGCAACUCGUUCCCGCUUCCUGUUGGAGCUUCGUGCGGUGGGCGACCCGUCUCCUCUGAGCAGAGUGGAGGUCCAUCGCUCCAUCGACGACGAGUUCACGCCGUCGAUAUUCAAGGUGUCCCAGUGGGUGUCCUCGGCUAACGGCAGCUCCGAUGUCCUCGGUUACCUCCAAUGGAAGCCGGUGGCGUACCGGCGGGCCGACCCGGCCCUGGAGUACGCCACGCCGUGCCGCCACUCGGACCCGCGGCCUCAGAGCCCGGAGGAGACGGCGGCGGCGUCGGGGCUGAUUCGAGGCUUCUACGGGGCGCCGCAGACCUUCAGCCUCAACGUGAGCUUCGGUCUGGCAGGGGAACCGUUCUACAACGUCACCAAGUUCUUCAGCUGGACGGUGCUGCUCGGCGCCGGCUCUCCUCCCGUCGACUCCUUUUCCCCGCUGGUGCUCGCCGUUACGGCGCUCGGUUUGGGAACUCCCACAAUGCUGCUGGUGAUGGGCGGAGUCUGUGUGUGCGUCCGCAAGCGGGCGACGGACUACGAGCCAAUCAAUUGACGGCUGGUCAGAGGGUUCAAAGUUCAAACGGGUUUUUAAGAUUGACUCCAGCCGACCAAUCAAGACUCAGGCAUUUAAUGUAAUUAAUACGUUGAGUCAGUUGGAUUUGAUCAGAUUUUGUGAUGUUUGUAUCAACGAUGACGUGAACAUGUUUUAUAUUUCACUCUGCAGCUUAUUAAUAAAGUUUAAUUUGAUGGUUUUA
Pungitius pungitius (ninespine stickleback) is the source of this 1429-nucleotide messenger RNA. RefSeq names its product glycosylated lysosomal membrane protein (gene glmp). The coding region runs from base 37 to 1227 and encodes 396 amino acids. Gene Ontology annotation, cellular component: lysosome. NCBI's taxonomy places the organism in Eukaryota, Metazoa, Chordata, Actinopteri, Perciformes, Gasterosteidae. The record is from RefSeq and is a predicted model, not a curated record. The transcript has 7 exons.